CAUUUAUAAGCAAAAGGUAUGAAGAUGGAUGGAAGGGAGGAUGCAAAGAUAGAAAGAGAGAUAGGAUGUAUGAUGAGAUUCUACGAUAGAUGGAUGAAUAUCAGUCAUCUCAUAGUUUAUACGAUACAGUAUGAGAAAGUGUUCCGAUACCAGCAUGUUGAUUGUCACAUUUACAAUAAAUUGAAGUCAUCCUUCAGUGAUGCACUGUUUAAUUCCCAAUGCCACACUCAGCACCAUAGGAAGUUUCGUAUACCCUCAUUUCACAAUUACUUGACAGCAAUAUGUAAGUUUUUUUCGCAAAGUUGCGGGCGCGUCAACCAAGAAUAAGUAACGCCAUUCACUUUUACCUGUCUUUCCCGCAACAAACAAAGAGAUACUGGCUACUCCUGUCUAUCUUUCUCUUUCAUCCUUUCACCCUGUAGAAAAGCAUGUAGCUUUUAUUUGAAAUUUGACGAGUAACCGAGAAUAACACGCUCGCCUUUAUAUAAUUACAAUAGAUGUCCACUGAAGCUUCUAUCCAAUCCCGUGGUGAACAAAAGGCCCGUAAGGCUAUCCUUUCUCUCGGUUUAAAGCCCGUUAACGGUGUCAACCGUGUCACCUUCACCCGUGGCAGAGGUUUGGUCUAUGCUAUUAGCAACCCUGAAGUCUACAAGUCUACCAACUCUGAUACUCACAUCGUUUUCGGUGUUAUGGAAAUGGAAGAUUUGGCUGCUCGUGCUCAACAAGCUGCUAUGGAACAACAAUUAGCUGCUGAUGCUGAAAAGUCUGCCGAAGGUGAGGACAAGACCGAAGAAGCUUCUGCUGCUGCCGUCGCUGAUGAAGAUGAUGGCGAAGAAGUCGAUGCCACUGGUGUCGAAGAAAAGGAUAUUGAAAUGGUUGUCAGCCAAGCCAACGUCUCCCGUAACAAGGCUAUUAAGGCUCUUAAGAACAAUGACAACGAUGUUGUCAAUGCCAUCAUGGAACUUACUAUGUAAUUAAAAUACUAAUUUCCCAAUCACCGUAUAGUCUCCUUUUAUUUACCUUGAUGUGAUUUCAACAUCAAUCUGAAAUAAACAUAUACACAUAUUACAUCAAUCCGAGCUUUAAUGUAAGAUGGACAAUGCUGUAUGUUGAUAUGGCGAUGAUAUACAGGCAGCUUUGUUUAUACCGUUUUUCGGCUUGUCUCGGUUGAUGCACC
Mycotypha africana is the source of this 1177-nucleotide messenger RNA. RefSeq names its product NAC domain-containing protein. The record is from RefSeq and is a predicted model, not a curated record. Gene Ontology annotation, biological process: protein targeting to membrane. Bases 498 to 974 code for a protein of 158 amino acids. Gene Ontology annotation, cellular component: nascent polypeptide-associated complex; cytoplasm. The transcript has 3 exons. NCBI's taxonomy places the organism in Eukaryota, Fungi, Mucoromycota, Mucoromycetes, Mucorales, Mycotyphaceae.